AUGGUUAAUUAGUUGCCUUAAAGAUAAUUUAUUUCUGCUUACUAAAUUUUUUAUAAAGAAUAGGCUUAAAUUCUGAUGUAAAAUGGAGUUGGCAUUAAUAUGGUUGGUUCUUUAUUAUAAACUAAAUGGGAAUAACUAACUUAGGAUAAGCAGAGACAUUAUCAAGAAUUAUUUGAAAAUUUUGAAGUGAAAUAUUUAGAGUAAUUAAAUGAAUUUAAAAAAUUAAAUCGAAUGUUGAAAUACUCAAAAAAGAUUGAAAAAUAAAUUAUAAAACCUAGGAAACCUUAAAUUCCGUAAAUAAAUUAUGUUAUUGAAAAUCGAUAUAAAUAUAAUAGAAAAUUAUACAGCCAAACAUAAAUUUAUAUUGAAUUAAUUUAGGAAUUUGGAAUAUAAAGAUAAGAAGUAAAAGAAUAGUUGGAAUUAGAAUAUGAGACUAAAUAAAUAAUAUACAAUGAUGAAAUGAUGAAGCUGCUUAAGUAAAUUAAAUUAUAAUUUAAUUAUAUUAUUAGGCAUAAUUGUUAGAAGUAUUAAGAUUUGAAAGAGAAAUUAUAAAAGAAUUUAUAAUAGGAAAUGAAAGUAAUAGAAUCGAAUUACAAUGAAUAAGAAAAAGAGAAAUUUGCAGUAGAAAUAUAAAGUGAUAAACACAUAAUGAAAAGGAAAGUAAGUUUAAGUGGCAAUAAAUAUAAGGAAGUUUAUAUAAAUAAAAGUGGAAUUUCUAUAAAAGAACUUAGUUUGAAUACAUUAGAAGAACCAUAAUAAAGAAAGACAGUUUUAUGA
Paramecium sonneborni is the source of this 777-nucleotide messenger RNA. Lineage: Eukaryota; Ciliophora; Oligohymenophorea; Peniculida; Parameciidae. The record is from the annotation of a GenBank genome assembly.